GAGUGAACAUGUGAUCAGAGACACAAACAUGGCGUCGCCCGCAGUGGCAGCAGCAGCAGUCCGCUUCUGUCGGGGCUCAGGGCGGGCGCUCCCCCUCCUCUCUUCCCGACACAAGCGCUUCAUGAGCCCGCUGCAGAGGAGGGCGUAUGUGGUCACUACCACCAGGAACGAUGCAAAGUUCAAACUAGAUGAGAAGACUGCUCACAGCAGUCUGGAUCUCUUCAAGAGGGACACGGGAGUGAUCUACCGAGUCCUGGGACUGGACCCGUCUCAGGUGCAGAACAACCCCGAGCGCUUCCGAGACUGGGCUGUGGUUUUCGGAGACGAGAAGAUCCGCAGCGGGAGACAUUACUGGGAGGUCACCGUCAAGAAGUCCCAUGAAUUUCGUAUUGGAGUUGCAGAAGCUUUGAUGUCUCGAGAUGAGUGUGUGGGCACCAACAGUUCUUCUUGGGUUUACGGAUAUGCCCAGAGGAAGUGGUUUGCCAUGUUGAACAAUAAAACGGUUCCUGUGACACUGGUAGGAAAGCCGGACCGCGUGGGAGUUCUGCUCGAUUAUGAAGGUGGAGUGCUAGCGCUGGUAGACGUAGAAAAAGGCAGCAUCAUUCAUAGCAUCAGAGCCAAAUUUCAGGGUGAUAUUUGCCCCGCUUUUGGACUUUGGGAUGGGGAGAUUGUGACACACAGUGGCCUGGAGGAGCCAGCAGGCCUCAAGUGAAGACGCUUGAGCAGUGGAGCUUAACUGUUCAAAACUCUAGAGGUGGGAAGUAUGUUGAAAAAUAGGCAAUAUCAAGAUUGUUGUUUUUGAGAGAUGCCAAAUUACAAGUAAUCAAGUAAUAUCAAUAAUAAUAAUAAAAAAAACUCUUACACACCAUGAAAAUGUUAUUCUUUGAUUGAAAUGUUUUUUUCAUCAUGAGUUAUUGCUCAAAAAUACCUUGAAAGCCAUGCAUUCUCACCUUGAGCCUCUCAACAGAUCUGACAUGUAACUAGACCUGGUGGAGUCCCCUGCUUGUCUCUGUGGAAAUAGAUACAUUUGAUACUAAACUGUGGAACAUUUCUGCCAAAGCUAUAUUUUCCCAUGAUGACAAGCAGGUGGUGGGCCCUCUCUUAGGAAAGUUGCGCAACAAUGUUGCACACUCUUCUAAAACAAAGAUAUAAGGUGAGAUUCCUGCAUCUGAGGCAUUGAAGCUUUGCUAUAAUAUCAUCUGAAUAUUGCCAUAGGAAUUUAAAUAAAUUAUUUUCUUUUCAAUAUCUCCCACCUCUAUGUUAUUGUGGCUUUAUCAUAAUGAGGUAAAAGAUGACUAAGGGUCACAGGUCAUUUUGAACACCAUCAGUAAUAUUAAUACCACUUUCAUACUGCACGGGUGCUUAUGUGUUUUUCAUGUAUUACUUUUUAUUGACUGAAGUGUAGGGUGUUCUGCAGAUAUGAGUUGCCAAGUUUGAGCAUUAUGAGUGCUUUCAUGUUGUGCCAUUGUUUGUAUUAUGAAGACAUGAACCUCACACAUGCGUUAUGACGAAGAAUAAAAUAAUGUAACAGAA
Boleophthalmus pectinirostris (great blue-spotted mudskipper) is the source of this 1533-nucleotide messenger RNA. RefSeq names its product SPRY domain containing 4 (gene spryd4). The record is from RefSeq and is a predicted model, not a curated record. Gene Ontology annotation, molecular function: protein binding. Lineage: Eukaryota; Metazoa; Chordata; Actinopteri; Gobiiformes; Gobiidae. The coding region runs from base 29 to 712 and encodes 227 amino acids. The transcript is spliced from 2 exons.